AUGGACAAACCGAAGCAGCCCUGUAACUGGACCGGCGUUGCCUGCAGCAACGCCGUGCUGCCUCGUGGCCGUGACCAGGGUGAUGCUGCCCUUGUUGUGUCCAACAUUUCCCUUGCAUACUGUGGCCUUCAAGGCGGGUUAGACGGCCUCCACUUUGCAGACUUGUCCCAUCUUGUCUAUCUGAACCUCAGCGGCAACUAUCUUUGGGGCUCAAUCCCAUCAAGCAUCGGUGCUCUUGCCAAGCUCACUCACUUGGAUCUAUCCAACAAUGGCCUGAACGGAUCUAUCCAACAAGCAUCCCUAGACUUGCCCCAUCUUGUCUAUUUGAAGCUUGGUAACAACCUCCUUUUGGGCAGAAUCCGUUCAAGCAUUGGGGUUGUUGCCAAGCUUGCAUACUUGGAUCUGUCCGUCAACAAUCUUGAUGGAUCUAUCCCAACAUUCAUAGACUUGCCCAAUCUUGUGUAUCUGAACUUCAGUCGCAAUGCUCUCUCGGGCCCAAUCCCAUCAAACAUUGGCACUCUUACCAAGCUCGUAGUCUUGGAUCUAUCCUUCAAUGGCUUGAACGGAUCUAUCCCAACAUCCAUAGAUUGCCACCUUUUAUCAUCGUUACUCAUAUCAGACAACUUAUUGACAGGAGAAAUACCACAAGAACUUGGGUAUCUCACCAACCUAUAUGAGCUGGAUUUGAGUAGAAACAAUUUAAGUGGUGCCAUUCCAAUGACCUUAGGAGACCCAUAUGAUAUACUACUUGACUCUUAUCCUUGUCAUUCUACUGAAAAUUUGGCCGGGUUCAGAGAUGUCCAAGACUGCUUCAAGAUCAACCUUUCGCAUCCAUAUUGUAGACAUGCGAUCAGAGGGAGCCUCAUCAUCCCUUGGUGCUAG
Messenger RNA from Triticum aestivum (bread wheat), 882 nucleotides. Its product is annotated as LRR receptor-like serine/threonine-protein kinase SIK1. The record is from RefSeq and is a predicted model, not a curated record. The transcript has 5 exons. Bases 1 to 882 code for a protein of 293 amino acids. Gene Ontology annotation, molecular function: protein binding. Lineage: Eukaryota; Viridiplantae; Streptophyta; Magnoliopsida; Poales; Poaceae.